Molecule: messenger RNA, 4622 nt
Organism: Orbicella faveolata
Lineage: Eukaryota; Metazoa; Cnidaria; Anthozoa; Scleractinia; Merulinidae
Product: cyclic nucleotide-gated channel alpha-3-like
Biological process (GO): transmembrane transport; monoatomic ion transport
Cellular component (GO): membrane
Molecular function (GO): intracellularly cyclic nucleotide-activated monoatomic cation channel activity; protein-containing complex binding
Source: RefSeq, a predicted model, not a curated record
UACAAGGGACUUAAUCCUCUGAGUUUACUCACUGAAACUUUCUUCUAAAUUUAACCUCACUUUGUCAUAUUGUAUUUGCAUCUCACUAAGUAAGCUUUCCCUGAGUCAUCACCAAUUAGUCAAGAUGGAAUUGGUUUACAGGUAACAUGAUUAAAGAGCGGAGAUCCACAGACUCGCUAAAAGUCGAGAAUAGGUUUUUUCAAUAAACGUGUAAUGCACACAAAAGGCACAUGAUUGGUCCUUUGAGACACACGACGUCAAUAGAAUCGCGAGAGUGUUUAAAUACCUUAUUUCACAUUAACAUCAAAACUUGUUGUUUGAGCAGGCCUUAAACGAAAAUAGACGAACAAUAGCGAAUUCAAUGCGAGUGAAAUAGACCCCUCGUUAUCCUGAGGCUGAAAAGAAUCGAUUCGUUUCACCUCAGUAAGCUAAUUUUACGUAUGAUACCAUGAAAAGUGUUAUUGUUGGACUUGUAAUUGAUUUGACUCGCGCGUCUGUGAUCCCUUGAGUGAGUUUACUGUAUUAGUUGGUGUUGACGCGACAAAUUGUUUAUAGAGCUCUGAAUCAAGGGUGACCGGACAAACUGAAUCAGGAUGAAGCCAGACGAUUAACUGAAAGGUGAAAAUGGAAAAAGCUGUGAGGUUCGAGAACAAUGAACAAUCGGACGACGAAGAUGAACUGCAUAACACGGGACAAGUAUCAAAUGGAGGACACAGCAACAGCAAUAGCACAAUAACAGAAGAUAAAAUAAAACACAAACAAAGCACUUUAAAGGACAGCGAUAGCGUGGAAUCUGUGGGAAGGUGGAGAACGGUGACUAAGCAAAUCCGAAACGCGGUGUUUGUCAAAAACUCCGUGAAACCGUCGAGAUCGCGACGGCGGUCAACGGUGAAAUCUUCCGUUACUGUGGAUCCGUUUCUUCAAAAGUUUAGCACUCGAGAUAACAGAAAGGUUACUCCACCAAACCGAAAGAGAUCUAAGGCAUCAAGUAAAAGUUCCUCUACUGAUAAUGUACUCUCAAAGGUGAAUUCCGCUGACGGUUCGCGCCGCGCUACUUUAGAAAUCGAAAAAGAAAUUGACAGUGAAUUAGCAAGUGGCUCUGUAUACGAGUACGACCAAACGAUUCGUUGGAAAGACAAGAAGCCUAUUUUCGAUCCAGAUGGUCUUCAUCUUUGCGUGUGGUUUUAUGUGCUUGUUUUUGCGAUCCGCUAUAACCUGUGGGCAUUGAUUACGAGAAUAGCCUUUCCCGAAGCCCAGACUGGCGUUUUGAAGAUAGUUUGGUUUCUCUUCGACUAUUUUUGCGAUGCCAUUUACGCCCUGGAUAUCGCCAUCGCCGCGCGAACUGGCUUUCUAGAGGAGGGAAUUCUGGUAAUGGACACGAAACGAGUGUAUAAGCGAUACAUUCACUCUGUAGAGUUUAUUGCGGACGUGGUGUCCUUGAUUCCAACUGAUGUUUUGUAUGCCGCAUUUGGACCUCUUCCGCUUCUCAGAGUCAACCGAAUUGUUAAGGGAUACAAAAGCUUUCGUAUUAAAUCCGUCAUGGAGUCACAAGCGAACUAUCCUACUUUCUUGCGCGUGUUCUUUCUAAUGCACCUUAUGUUUCUCCUCAUACACUGGAACGCAGCGUUUUAUUACAUGAUAUCUAGAGCGGAGGGAUUCGGAACUAAUGAAUGGGUUUAUCAAGGGAACGGUUCCCUGUAUCAGCAAUAUCUACAAUCUUUUUACUGGUCCACGCUCACACUGACCGCCAUAGGAGAUCUGCCUCAACCGACCACAAAUCUGGAAUAUGUUUACACCAUCGCUUGUUACUUGACUGGUGUUUUCAUGUUUGCCACUAUCGUAGGUAACGCAGGAAGCAUUAUUGUGAACAGAAAUGCGGUGAGAAUGGACUUCGAGAAACAAAGGGAAAACACAAAACAGUAUAUGAAGAAGCAUAAUGUACCGAAGGACUUGCAAAGACGAGUGGUGAUGUGGUAUGACUAUUCCUGGGCCAGAGGCCGAAUGAGCACUGGAGGUGGAGAUCUGAACUCUCUCACCCUUCUACCAAACAAACUGAAGACGGAGAUUGCCCUGCAUGUAAAUCUUGAGACUCUGAGAAAGGUGACGUUCUUGCAAAAAUGUCAACCGGAAUUUCUGCACCACCUCGUCUUGCAAAUGAAGCUGAGAAUAUUCACCCCAGGCGACCUCGUUUGCAGAAAAGGGGAGGUUGCGCGAGAGAUGUACGUCAUAAUAGACGGAAAAAUCGAGGUUAUAGGAGAUCAAGGCCAAGUACUCAAAGUUCUCUCAGGUGGAGAUUUCUUCGGUGAGAUUGGAAUUCUCAGUUUGAGUGAAGGUCAAAACAGACGAACAGCCGACGUGCGGACUAUAGGAUAUGUGGAGUGUUUCGUUCUUGCAAAGGGAGAUGUUCUGUCCGCCAUCAGAGACUACCCCGAGGCGCAGGCCGUCCUUGCCGAAUAUGGUAAGAAACGUCUGGAGCGACAAAACAGCUGUCAAGAUCCACGCCUUGUGGAUAUGGACGACAGUGGGAGAGAAAAUCAAAGCAUGAAUGUUGACGCUAAUGAUAACACGGACAGUGACUUACUCGCUCAGAAGACACAUCACCUCCUGAGUUUAUCACCAGCUAACUGUGUUCCAAACGGACAUUACAAGAGACCACGCUUGUCAUUCGGUCACGCUUCUCAGCAGCCGUCAGGUCGAGCAGUCUUAGAGCCGAUUCCUCUGGCUAAAUUGAGCAGAUCAAGAAGACUUUCUAGCGAGGCGGUAAUACAGCUUGCGGAGACUUGCAGUAAAGAUAAUUCCGAGGAAACGCCAAGCAGCAGCGACGAGCUUCUAACAAAGAUGUUUAAUAAUUCGUGUAUGGAGGCGUUGAACCUUCUCAAGAAAGCUUAUGACCAGAAGCUGGUAAAAGAAGUAAGUAAUGUCAAUAGCACACUAAAGAACAUUGAAGAAGAUUCAAGACAAAAAGACCAGCAAAUCUCUCACCUAAAAAGCCGGUUAAUAAAUACGGAGAAAGAACUUGAAAAAUGGAAAUGUCGAGUAAAAGAUUUGGAGUCAGAAAAUUUCAUCAAAGAGCAGACUAUAAGACAACUUCAGGAGCAAACCGAGGGAGGGGAUAAGUCAUCGAGAUCAAGAACUAUAAGCAGCACCGUGAGUUCAUCGUCUCUAAUAGAAGGCGAGAUGACCACAUACUGCUGACAGUAAAUUCGUCAAUACAGCUACUAUUUGACUUAGAGGUUUUGCCAAGGAUUUGUUUUCAAGAGUAAGCUUCCAGUUGGAGAGAGGUGGUAUAAAAUGUACAACCUUGUCUCUCGAAGAUGGUCGGCAAAGUUUACGUGACAUGUACUCAUUCCGAAAAGCAGAAAUAGUUCUAGCGUUGCGUGACAAAGAGAGGGCCAGGACUGGACUAAUGAGCCCCCCUCUACAAGCUCCUGUAUUUAAGUUCCCGAGAUGCUACCAUAUUCCUAAAUUCUGGGAUUAUUGGUCACGAAAAUGUUUGGCUUCAAAUUUGCGUGACGAAAAAACAUAGUGGCAGAGCCGGGGGGAAGUAGGGAGAAUGGCGGGGGGGGGGGGGGGUGCAGUAGACAGCCUCGUCUUAAUUUAACCCCGCUGAUACUGGGAUGAACUUGUUGUCAGACUACAGAGCAUAACCUUAAGGUUUUGUAAGAAGAUAGUUCCUUAUUGCUAAAGAUUACUUGAUUUUCAGUGCAGCCCCUCACAAAAUUGCUAAGGAAAUUGCAAGUUGCCAUUGAAAAACAAUGCUUAACCUUUUCAUAUGUAAUAUGAAAGAUUAUUUAAAUAAAAGUUUUAUUUAUUUUAAAGAGCAUUUAUCUCCAUAUAUUAUUGCCCAAUAUACUUUAGUAGUACAAAAUUAAUAUCAUUAAAAAGGUGAGCAAAGCCUGGGCCAUCUAUAUGGUUAGCAGCACAAUUUAGGUUUUUAAACAAUGACAAAAAAACUUUCUUCAAAAUAAUACAGUCUACAAUUAGUUUGUCUGUGUGGCCUAAUGCUCCGUGGCUUGGAAUCCCGAUCGAGCAGUUCAGUUUCAGCCCCUUCCACAGCCACCAUAUGUUCUUGGAUAAGAUUAUUUUUCAUAUUAUUUCAAUGCUUCUCACCAUCCAAGAGUACAAAUAUGUGUAGAUAAUAAGGAGUCAGGGCAACUAAGAUGUACAUGUAAUGCUGAGGAACUGGUUGUUACGCUUUACAGUAUGUCAAAGAACCAGAAUAAGGUGCUGAGAGUUUAUCUUCUUUCGAAUAUGGCUGUGGCAUACUCUGGAGAUGAGCUAUGCAUAGCUGGAGCACUUAUGUCCCUAAUGUUGUGUUCCCAAUGCAAUCACCGUCCCUUCUCAAAUGCAAUUGUUUUUUGCUUUUUCAUGCUAUAUUCUAAACGAAAUAGAAGAUAGUGUUCCUGUUUUCUAAGAAAAUCAUGCACUUUUGAAGCCUAGAAAAACUGCUGAAUGCACUUGUACAUGUAUUGUAUCUUACUUGUGUUCACAGUGAUUUUUCUAUACAGUACCUCAAGCAUACAUUUUUUUUUAGGACAUGGUACACAACCUUCUGUUUGGUAAAAUAAUAUUGUUUCUCUGUACUCUAGCAAACACAGAUUAAUAGCGUUUCUGGUUCAGCU